GUACUGACUUUGGCAACCAGAGCAGAGAUCUCCAGCAUUGAGAUAAGAGUGAGAGUGAGGAAGGAGAACGGCAAAGGACGAUAGACGACUGGCAAGGAUUUGCGACACAUCGGAUCAUCAGUGAUAAACCCAGAGCAAGAAGACUCGUAAGUAGCCUAAAGAUCGGAAAAUUAUCCACUCAACUUUUGAAAACUGACCGAGAAAAAUGUAUUAAAGCCAUGCCAACCUACCACUACACCGGCAGUACAAAGUGGUCGCUCGUGGAUCAGUGACUUAUGAACGACCUACAUAAAUGGGAAUCCAGAUUACUGCAUCUUGAGUGAGUAGUUUUGUCCAGGAUUUCAGGAGCAGCAGUUCUCUGUCCGUCCUUCAUUUCUUCAGGAUGACAGAGACUGAAGGGAAGUUUGACUUUGCCAUCGACCGCGGUGGCACUUUCACCGACGUCUUUGCCCGAUUACCUGACGGCCGGGAGAGGGUCCUGAAACUGCUGUCCCACGACCCCCAGAACUACAAAGACGCUCCAACUGAGGGGAUCCGCAGGGUUCUGGAGGAGGAGACUGGGCAGGCCUUUCCCAGGGAACAGCCUGUGGAGACAUCCCUGAUUGGCUGGAUCAGGAUGGGCACCACAGUGGCGACCAAUGCCCUGCUGGAGAGGCAAGGAGAGCGGAUUGCCCUCCUGGUCACAAAGGGGUUCAAGGAUCUGCUGCAUAUUGGCACCCAGGCCCGGCCAAAGCUCUUCGAUUUGGAGGUGGCUGUUCCAGAUGUGCUGUAUGAAGAGGUCAUUGAGGUUGAUGAGAGGGUUGUCCUUAGACAAGAUGGCUGCCAGCUACCCAGGAAAGAACCCAAGCGUAUUGUCACAGGCAGUACAGGGGACUCCCUGGAGGUGUGGCGUGAGCUGGACAUGCAGCGUGUGGAGGACGAUCUGAGAGGAGUCCUGUCCCGGGGGAUCCACAGCCUGGCUGUUCUGCUGCUACACUCCUACACGUGGUCUGCCCAUGAGAAGGCUGUUGGGUCAUUGGCGCGCAGGCUGGGUUUCACCCAGGUGUCCCUGUCCAGUGAGGUCAUGCCCAUGGUGAGGGCAGUGCCACGCGGGUACACCGUAUGCGCCGAUGCCUACCUCACACCGAAAAUCCGCCAGUACUUGAAAGGCUUCACCUCUGGCUUCAGAGGUGGACUGGAGGGUAGGAGCGUUCUCUUCAUGCAGUCUGAUGGAGGUCUCACCCCCAUGGACCAGUUCUGUGGGUCCCGGGCAGUGCUCUCUGGGCCCGCGGGGGGUGUGGUGGGCUACGCCAUCACCUCCUACAGCCAGAUAGAGAACAAGCCCGUCAUUGGGUUCGACAUGGGGGGCACGUCUACAGAUGUGAGUCGCUACGCGGGUCACUAUGAGCACGUGUUUGAGGCCACCACGGCCGGCGUCACCCUGCAGGCCCCACAGCUAGACAUCAACACCGUAGCAGCAGGCGGUGGCUCCCGCCUCUUCUUCAGGUCAGGGAUGUUUGUUGUGGGGCCAGAGUCGGCUGGUGCCCAUCCAGGACCCUCCUGCUACAGAAAGGGUGGUCCUCUGACGGUGACGGAUGCCAACCUGGCUCUGGGCCGCCUGCUCCCCUCCUUCUUCCCCAGGAUCUUUGGUCCGGGAGAGGACGAGCCUCUGUCCAGCGAGGAAACCAUGGAGCACUUCCAACAGCUCACCCGCGAGAUCAACCACUUCCUCUCCACCAACCAAUCCCAGAGCAGUGCCAACGGAAGCGCCCAUUCAAACAACAGCAGGGUCAUGAGUGGCAAAUCAGAGAUGAGCAUGGAGGAGGUUGCUAUGGGUUUUAUCAGAGUGGCCAACGAGGCCAUGUGUCGUCCAAUCAGAGCACUGACACAGGCUAAGGGACAUGACACCUCUCAGCAUGUGUUGGCAUGUUUCGGUGGAGCAGGUGGGCAACACGCUUGUGCCAUCGCACAAGCUUUAGGUAUGAAGACCGUCUUCAUUCACAAGUACAGUGGUGUGUUGUCGGCCUACGGCCUGGCGCUGGCUGACGUGGUGGAGGAGGUCCAAGAGCCGUGCUCUCUGCAGUACAACCCUCGCUCCUUCUCUGAGCUGGACCACAGGGUGGAGCAGCUGACCCAGCGCUGUACAGAGACCCUGAGAGACCGCGGCUUCAGCAGCUCUCAGAUAACCACUGAGGUUUUCCUCCACCUGCGUUACGAGAAAACAGACUGUGCUCUCAUGGUGACAGCCACAGGUUACCCCGGCAACUCUCGGUCUUGUAAGUCAGGGGACUUCCGUAGUGCCUUCACUAAGCGCUACCUGCAGGAGUUUGGCUUCACCAUCCCAGACCGGCCAAUCAUGGUAGAUGACAUCAGAGUCAGGGGCUCUGGGAAGUCCGGAAUCAAAUCUGUGACCAACACCAAGAUGGGAUCUGGAAUUCUCAAAGCCACUACGAUAACCAAGUGUUACUUUGAGGACGGUUACCUGGAUACCAAUGUUUACCUGUGGGAGGAGUUGCCAUGUGACCACAAUAUCCCCGGUCCAGCCAUCAUCAUAGACAAGAACAGCACCAUCCUGGUGGAGCCCAGCUGUGUGGCCCAUCUGACAGAAGGGGGUGAUGUGUGCAUCGCCGUGGGCUCCGACCCCCACUGCCUCUUGGGAACUGAACUCAACACUGUGCAGCUCUCCAUCUUCUCCCAUCGCUUCAUGAGCAUCGCAGAACAGAUGGGCAGAGUGCUCCAGAGAACCUCCAUCUCCACCAACAUCAAGGAGCGUCUGGACUUCUCCUGCGCUUUGUUUGGUCCUGACGGAGGCCUGGUGUCCAACGCACCACACAUCCCUGUUCACCUGGGAGCCAUGCAGGAGACAGUCCAAUACCAGAUCAAAUCCAUAGGGAGCACCAUUAAAGAGGGUGAUGUGAUUCUGAGUAACCAUCCAUGUGCAGGAGGCAGUCACCUCCCUGACCUCACUGUCAUCACUCCGGUGUUCAGGAGAGGCGUGAGUGGGCCAGUGUUCUUUGUGGCCAGUAGGGGGCACCAUGCAGACAUCGGGGGAAUUACCCCGGGCUCCAUGCCCCCCCACUCCACCUCCCUGCAGCAGGAGGGUGCUGUCUUCACCUCCUUCAAACUGGUCACUGCUGGAGUAUUCCAGGAGGAGGCUGUAACUGAAGCCCUCAUGGCUCCGGCUCAGUACCCAGACUGCUCUGGGACUCGCAAUCUCCAUGACAACCUAUCAGACCUGCGAGCUCAGGUGGCAGCCAAUCAGCGAGGGAGCACGCUGGUGGGGGAGUUGAUUGACAGCUAUGGGCUGGCUGUGGUGCAGGCCUACAUGGGGUACAUCCAGACUAAUGCAGAGCUGGCGGUGAGAGACAUGUUGAAAGAGUUUGCCCGUUGCCGGCGGCAACAGACAGGCUCCCUGGAGGUGGAGGCAGAGGACUUCAUGGACGAUGGAACACCAAUCAGAUUGCGGGUCCAGAUUAAUAAGAACGAGGGCAGUGCAGUGUUUGACUUCACAGGGACGGGGACAGAGGUGUGGGGGAACUGCAACGCCCCUCGUGCCAUCACCUUCUCUGCCCUCAUCUACUGCCUGCGCUGCAUGGUGGGCCAAGACAUCCCCCUCAACCAGGGCUGUCUCACUCCAAUCAAGGUCAUCAUUCCCAGCGGCUCCAUUCUCCAGCCUUCCCAGAAUGCCGCUGUGGUGGGGGGGAAUGUGCUGACGUCACAGCGGGUGGUUGAUGUCAUCUUCCGCGCCUUCGAGGUCUGCGCUGCCUCACAGGGCUGCAUGAACAAUGUGACUUUCGGCAACGAGGGGAGCGGUUACUACGAGACGGUUGCCGGGGGAGCAGGGGCGGGUCCAGGCUGGACUGGGCGGAGCGGUGUCCACAGUCACAUGACUAACACACGCAUCACCGACCCAGAGAUUCUGGAGAAAAGGUACCCUGUGGUUCUGGAGCACUUCUCCCUGCGGCCCGGCUCGGGGGGUGCAGGGGAGUACCGUGGGGGCGAUGGGGUGAUCCGGAAGCUCCUGUUCAGGAAUAAGGUGGUCCUGUCAGUUCUGACAGAGAGGCGCUCCACCCGACCCUAUGGUCUCCAUGGGGGUGGCUGUGGGGCAUCAGGCUUGAACCAGCUCCACAGAGCAGAUGGAAGGGUUCUCAACCUGGGGGCCAAGACCACUGUGAGCCUGGAGCCUGGGGAUAUGUUUUGCCUGUACACACCUGGCGGAGGUGGAUAUGGUGAGGACAAGCAAACAGCUGGGGAUGGAAGACUCCUUAAAAAGCGCAGGCGCUUGAAUGACAACUUCUCUGAGAGGGGCAGUGUGUUUGAGUAUCGCAUGGCACAGGAGGGUGUGUGAGCGACAGGCUAGGGCUGUAGGGGAAAGAGACCUAGAAACACAGUUCCACUAAGAAGAGUGCGAGGUGUGCUGGAGAGAGCAUUUAAAAUGCAUUCAUGUCCUGGUUUUUUUUAGGCCUUGAACAAUGCUUUUUUUCCAUGUCUAUAGUCAACAACCCAUUCCACUAGUCAAACCACAGUGUUUAAAAGGAUGCUAGUGGUAUGUCCUUUAUAGUACUUUUGAGUUUGCACAGAGACAAACAUGGAAAUUGUUUCACUGGAAGGGGAGUUAAUGAAACAAGUUUAAUCUUCUGAAGACAGACCUUUAGGCCUAGAUUCAGUCAGGUCAAGGGUUAACCUGACCUGUGUCAACAGUAGCGUUUGUUGUAUUUUCCUUCAAGCUUAGGCAACAGUGUAUUAAAGCAAUCUCUAGACAUCUAGUCUGCUGCCUCUCACCACAACUGAUUAGAAACAGGAUGUAAAAGCAACACUAGAUUAUACAGUUGUAUGGCUUCAAGGGUGCUAACUAACUAGACUUAACUCUUCAAAUCUGUUGAGGUGUAACGAAGACUAGCCGACCUUUGGAUCAGAUGUAUACAGUAAAUCACGGCAUUGGAUUUGUUCUGUGUGGAACUUUGACUUUCAUUAUUAUACAACUAGUUUGGAGAUGUAUCACAACUGCAUGUAUCCCAAUUGAAUACAUUUGAAAGCUU
Molecule: messenger RNA, 5018 nt
Organism: Salmo salar (Atlantic salmon)
Lineage: Eukaryota; Metazoa; Chordata; Actinopteri; Salmoniformes; Salmonidae
Gene: oplah
Product: 5-oxoprolinase, ATP-hydrolysing
Biological process (GO): glutathione metabolic process
Cellular component (GO): cytosol
Molecular function (GO): 5-oxoprolinase (ATP-hydrolyzing) activity
Source: RefSeq, a predicted model, not a curated record